UUAAACGAUAGUUGUGCAUUGCUUGGUCUUCGCGACUGGCAGAAAUUUUCGUGUUGGAGACCACGAAAAAAUUUAUAAUUGUUGACUGAAAAUGAGUACGCCCACAAAAAAUGGCACCGGCUUAGAGGAUGUCAACAUACCUGGUCAAGCGUUCCUGCGUGAGGCACUAACCUCCUGCACAGAUCCGCUUAAAGCCAUCGAAAGUUUUCAGUUGGAGAAUGGCGUACUGCUGCCGUCGCUGCGUCCCAUGCUGCCGCUGUUGGAUUUGCAUGGCGUCCGCCGUCUGGAUUUUCACACAUCCCUCAUGGAGGAGCUGCGCGACAAGCUAAUCGCGCACAUCAACGAGCUCGGCCAGAAGGAGCCGCGCGAACGCGAAAAGAAGCUAAAGGAGCUGCUGGUCAAGAGCUUUCCGGUUGUGCGCGUCAAAUCAUUGCGUCCCGUUGUCAUGGCCAUAUUGCGGAACACCCAGCACAUUGAUGAUAAAUAUCUGCGGAUUUUGGUACGCGAUCGCGAACUCUAUGCGGACACGGACACGGAGGUGAAGCGCCAGAUCUGGCGCGACAAUCAAUCGCUAUUUGGCGACGAGGUCUCGCCGCUGCUAUCGCAAUAUAUACGGGAGAAGGAGCACAUCCUGUUCGAUCACACGAAUCUCAACAAUUUGUUCUUUCAGCCCACGCCCAAGGUGCGGCGGCAGGGCGAGGUCGUUCAGAAGCUGGCCAAUAUGAUUGGCUCCAGCGUCAAGCUCUACGACAUGGUCUUGCAGUUUCUGCGCACACUCUUUCUGCGCACACGCAACGUCCACUAUUGCACGCUGCGCGCCGAGCUGCUGAUGGCCCUCCACGAUCUGGAGGUGCAGGAGAUCAUAUCGAUAGAUCCGUGCCACAAGUUCACCUGGUGUCUGGAUGCCUGCAUUCGGGAGAAGAACGUCGAUAUAAAGCGUUCGCGCGAACUGCAAGGCUUUCUGGAUAAUAUCAAGCGCGGCCAGGAGCAGGUGCUAGGCGAUUUGUCCAUGACGCUGUGCGAUCCCUAUGCCAUCAAUUUUUUGGCCAGCUCGGCCAUCAAGAUACUGCAGCAUCUGAUCAACAAUGAGGGCAUGGCCCGGGAUAAUCAGAUAUUGAUAUUGUUGUUGCGCAUGCUGGCGCUGGGCCUGAGCGCCUGGGUGAUGAUCGAUUCGCAGGACUUCAAGGAGCCCAAACUGGAUGGCCAGGUGGUCACCAAGUUUCUACCAGCCCUCAUGUCGCUCAUGGUGGACGAUCAAUGCCGCAGUCUGCACGCCAAGCUGCCGCCCGACGAGCGCGAAUCGGCGCUGACCACCAUCGAGCAUUCGGGCCCGGCCCCGGAUGCCGUCGAGGCCUACAUUCAGGAGAGCGCGGUGGCCAGCAUUCUGGCCAUGUACUAUACACUGCAUACGGCACGCGCCAAGGAUCGCGUUGGCGUGCUGCGCGUUCUGGCCAUACUCUCCGUUUGCAAGGACGAUCGCGCCUACGAGGAUCCCUUCCUGCACUCGCUGAUCGCCCUGCUGAUACCCAUGAGCGAUGAGUUUGCCACCGAAGACUUUUGCACCACGCUCUUCGAUGAGUUCAUUUUCGCCGGCCUGCAGCGCGAGAAUGUCACCUCGCGGCACAUGCUGAAGCUGCUCUGGUAUGUGCACAACAAGCUGCCCGCCGGCCGACUCGGCACGCUGAUGAAGGCCAUGCAGCCCACAACGGCACACAAUGAGCACAUUCACAAGCUAUACGAGACGCUGCAGGAGCGCAUUGGCGCCGGCCCGCCGCCGCCGUUGCCAACACCCCAGCCGACACCAGAGACGCCCGUUGUUGAGGCUGCGGCCGCGGCGACGGCGACGGCAAUAGCUGCGGCUACGGUGACAGCGGCGCCGCCACCGCUGCCGGCACAGCCACUGCCGCUGCCACAGCCGGCGACGGCGGAGUUUGAUGCAACGGCAAAGGGCGUGCCCGCGCCAGGUCCACACUAUAGCCCCCAAUAGCCCGAGGCAGCGGCAGCGGCUGCCAACGCAACAGCUGCUGCCACAGUUCCCACAGCUGCAACAGCUGCGCCUCUUGGAUAAACAGCAGGCUCGCAUUAGUAUCUAUAUGUAACCUUAUUUAUAUUAAGCCUUGUAAAUAGCUAAACCUGUUUUUUUUUUUCAUAUGAUAUUCAUAACCAUAUUGGAUGUCUAUAUCUAUAGGUAUAUAAGUUAAUCUAUGUCUAUCUGAAGCCCACCAAUGUCGAUAUAUUAAUCAAACAUGUGUGUGUAGAGCCGGCCAUAUAUAUAUAUAGACAUAAAUAACCAGUCAUAGAGUCGAUCAAUGUCUAAAGAUAAUCCACAAUUUGUCGAACUAUGUGUCCAAUUGGGCAUAUAUAUCCAGCAAUAGAAACUUAAUCAACAAUUUGUCCAAGUCGAUUCUACUUAGGUCUAUGUAGAGCAUACCAAUUGGGCAGCAAUAGAGCUUAUCAAUGUCUAUAGAUAAUCAACAUUUUGUCUAAGUAGAUUCUAUCUAUGUCCAAUUAAGCAUAUACAUCCAGCAAUAGAAACUUGAUGUCUAUGGAUAAUCAACAUGUUGUCUAAAUAUAAAUUACCUUUGUCUAUGUAGAACAGUCCAAUUAAGCAUAUGCAUCCAGCAAUUCAAUUCAGUCAAUCAAUGUCUAUGGAUAACCAAUAAUUUGUCUAUGUAUAAACUAUCUUAAAUAGGCAUAUGCAUACAUCCAGCAAUAGAGCUUAUCAAUGUCUAUAGAUAAUCAACAAUUUGUGUCCAAAUAGAAUCCAACAAAAAGUUGCAUCUAUUCAGAUAUAAAUGUCCAGAUAUAGAGUCUAGCUAUAAACAAUUAUGUGUCUAUAUAGAAGCUACCCAUGUCUAGAUAUAUAAUCAACUAUUUGAGUAGAUAUAAAUGUCUAGAUAUAACCAAGUAUGUGUCUAUAUAGAGUCGACCAAAGUCGAUAUAUAUAUGUGUCUAUAUAGCCCCUACCUAUAUCUAGAUAUAUAAUCGACUAUACUAUAUAGAUGUAGAUAUAAAUGUCUAGGUAUAACCCAAGUAUGUGUCUAUAUAGAGUCGACCAAAGUCGAUAUAUAUAUAGCCAACUAUGUGUCUAUAUAGCACCUACCUAUAUCUAG
This is a messenger RNA of Drosophila novamexicana, 3113 nucleotides long. It is a transcript of the gene NELF-B, whose product is annotated as negative elongation factor B. The transcript is spliced from 2 exons. The record is from RefSeq and is a predicted model, not a curated record. Gene Ontology annotation, cellular component: NELF complex; nucleus. Lineage: Eukaryota; Metazoa; Arthropoda; Insecta; Diptera; Drosophilidae. Gene Ontology annotation, biological process: negative regulation of transcription elongation by RNA polymerase II. Bases 92 to 1987 code for a protein of 631 amino acids.